CCGUCGCAAUACCCCUACAUAGAUACGCCGGAAUUAAGAGGGUGUACUUAUGCUAAAAAGAUAAAACGAUUUGAACAAAAUAACUUACCAUUACAAACAUAUUCGGAAUCUUAAAAGGUGUUUUUGUUUAAUAGGAUAAUAAGCCUUGAGAAAAUUAGUUCACAUCAAAAGGCGGUUUUCAUAAAGAGGUCAUUUCUUAAGACUAAGACGAACAGACGUAAAGGACAAGCUUAUGAUAUCUUUGUAUUACAAGGCUACGAAAUAAAGACGAUCAAGAAUGGGCAUGGACGAUAAAAAAUUGCCCUUUUGCGAAAGUAACAAGUGUUCCUGUUUGGUGUUUGUGUUUGUUGUGGCCGGUAUUGCAGCUGUUGUAUGCGUGACGUUCUUAGUAGAUGAUGUUCGAGACAUCUAUGAUCAUGACGGUAAAGCUGCUGGAACCCCCUGGUGGAAAACUACGAUAAUAUACCAGAUCUACCCAAGGUCAUUUCAAGACAGCAAUGGGGACGGAGUUGGUGAUUUACAAGGAAUCAUUUCCCGAUUAUCGUACUUCAAUUACUUAAACGUUGGAGCUAUUUGGCUGAGCCCAUUUUUUACGUCACCAAUGAAAGAUUUCGGAUAUGACGUCAGCAACUACACUGAGGUUGAUCCUUUGUUUGGCAAUAUGAAUGACUUUGAUAAUCUAAUGAAAGAGGCAAAAAGUAAAGGUAUAAAAGUGAUCAUCGACUUCGUACCUAAUCAUACCAGUAAUGAAAGCAUUUGGUUCAAACAUAGUCGUAAUGCGAAAGACUCGAGCGACCCAUUCUGGGAUUUCUAUAUUUGGAACAAGGGAACCAUGAUAAAUGGAACGAGGGCGCCACCAAAUAACUGGGAAAGCGUAUUUGAAGGUUCAGCAUGGGAAUGGGAUAACGUAAGAGGCGCCUAUUAUUACCAUGCGUUUCUUGCCUCACAACCAGAUCUCAACUACAGAAAUAAACGUGUGCUUGAGAAAAUGGACGAAGUAGUCAGAUUUUGGAUGGACAAAGGUGUUGACGGACUUCGUAUUGACGCAAUUCCACAUUUGUUUGAAAUUGCUAAUCAAUCAUUAGAUGAACCAAAAGGUGCGACCAAUGGAUUUGACGAGAAUUUGCACAAGUACUUGAAAAACCAACCAGAAAUCUAUAGUGUUGUGAAACGUUGGAGAGCUAUCCUUGAUACAUACGAGGCUAAAGAUGAUAACAGCAGAUUUCUCUUGGCCGAGACUGUUGGCAUACCACAUGAAGCCAGAUUAAAAUAUUACGAAGCUGGCUCUGUACCAUUUUUCUUCAAUCUGAUACCUGCAGAAGACAAGUGUAAUGCAACAGCACAAUGUUUCAAAACGCUCAUCAAGGAUGGUGUUAAUCUAACAGAAGGACUAUGGCCGAACUUUGUAAUAGGCAAUCACGAUAAUAGAAGAAUUGCUGAUAGAAUCGGACAAGAAUAUGUUGACGCAAUGAAUAUGAUGCUUUUAACACUUCCCGGCACACCAACAACGUACUACGGGGAGGAGCUGGGCAUGCGCGGUGGUGACUACUCUCGAAUGACACCAAGAGAUCCAUAUGCUAUAACAUCGCACGAUCCAACAAAGUCUCGAGACUCAGAGCGAAAUCCUAUGCAAUGGGACACUUCACUGUUUUCCGGUUUUACAAAUUCAUCCCAAGGUCCUUGGCUACCAAUAACUAUAAAUACUGAAUACAUGAAAGUAAAUGUCGAGAUUGAGAAGAAUAAAACUGGUUCAAGUCUAGAUCUGUAUAGAACACUAGCUGUAUUAAGACAGAACGAGGCAUUUAAAAGUACAAAUAUAGAUUUUCCAAAAAUGAAUGUUAUGAAUGUAUUGAUAUAUAUCAGAGGUUCAGGAACAAAUCGUUAUUUAGUGGCGCUGAACUUGGGAGAGGAAAAUGACGGAAUCAACAUAGCAGGUGCAGCAAAAAACGCUACAUUAACAUUUUCUACAAAACCUAGACAAGGUUCCUUAGAUUUAUCAAACAUUCAACUUAAGAUUGGAGAGGGAAUAAUUGUCCAUUUGGUCGAGUAACUAAUCUGGCUGGUGUAAAGAAUGAUUUUAUACAUUUUGCCUAAUUAUAGAUGUACAUAAAUUUAUGCAUGUAAACAUUAUUUUCUUUAUACAAACACAUAUUUACAAAAUUGAUUCAUCUUUGAGUUACAUGUUCCAAUUCCUAUCUAUUUAAUAAUCUCGACUUUAGUUCCUUUGAUUCUCUAGGUAAGUGUAUAUUUGCAAAACCUUAUUUGUUACCUUACAAAUUUUACCAUUUCAUGUUUAAAUAUUGAAUCCUGGUUAAGACGGUGCUUGUGGACAUAGACGGAAACUUGCACUUACCCUACCGUCCAUGAACAGGUUCAAUCAAACCGAGUCUGCAACAGUUUUAAUUUUGUUGUUUUGGACGUUCUUUAGGGAUUUUAUUUUCUCCUAUUUUACACAUCGAUGUUUAAUCGAUGCACAUUUGAGUUGUUUGUGUUUUUCAUUACACAUGUUCAAUUACAAGAAGAUUAUAUUUUAUAGCCUUAUUAAAUCAGUAUGAUGGCAGAAAAGUAAAAUAAGCCAAGCUUAUCAUUCGAGUGUGAAUGCUACUUUAUAAUUGUAGUUUCGUUUAUAUGUAUACAUUUAUUACACAGAUUAUACACAGAUAUAAAAUAUUGUAAAAUCA
Molecule: messenger RNA, 2681 nt
Organism: Ruditapes philippinarum (Manila clam)
Lineage: Eukaryota; Metazoa; Mollusca; Bivalvia; Venerida; Veneridae
Product: maltase A3-like
Exons: 11
Coding region: 278-2050 (590 amino acids)
Biological process (GO): carbohydrate metabolic process
Source: RefSeq, a predicted model, not a curated record